This is a messenger RNA of Megalops cyprinoides (Indo-Pacific tarpon), 2491 nucleotides long. Its product is annotated as pyruvate dehydrogenase [acetyl-transferring]-phosphatase 2, mitochondrial-like. Gene Ontology annotation, biological process: protein dephosphorylation. Bases 170 to 1762 code for a protein of 530 amino acids. Lineage: Eukaryota; Metazoa; Chordata; Actinopteri; Elopiformes; Megalopidae. The transcript has 2 exons. The record is from RefSeq and is a predicted model, not a curated record. Gene Ontology annotation, molecular function: protein serine/threonine phosphatase activity; cation binding.
GUGGAUGAGCUACGUAUGUGUCACCGUAGCUGUUAACAGGUGACAGGUUCAUGAAUUUAAUAUUUCUGAAUCAAAAUAAAUAGCCGUAGGCCGUAGCACUACGGUAUUGUGAGGUGAAGUGGGUCCCAUUCGCUGACAAUAAAACCAUCUCUCAGACUGACAGACCGAGAUGUCUGGCACAGUGUGCCUGCGGAUCCUGCACUCUGCCAAGCAUAGCGCCCUCCCAUGCAGUCAGCACAGACUGCACCUGAGGUACUUCUGCUCUCCUCGGCUCUUCUUGUCUUGGCACAAACGGACCCGGUUCUCCAGCUCCUCCUCCAGCAGCAGUUCUAACCUUGGCCCAGGUUCUGUGCCGCACAUCCAACGGCUUUCAUCCGCUCGUGAGGACCUGGACUUCCAGCUGACCCGUGUGCAGAUAAACAGCAUCCUGCGGGCCAACGAACAGGCUGUGCGCAUCCCUGAGUUUGAUGGCAGGGGCCUCAGUGCCGUGCUCAAGUUUGAGAGCAAUCAGCUUGCUGCCAAUGCGCCCAAUGAGGACCGGCGCAGCGCGGCCACCUGCCUGCAGACCAAGGGCAUGAUGUUCGGGGUGUUCGAUGGGCAUGGGGGCUACGCCUGUGCACAGGCCGUGAGCGAGCGGCUGCUCUACUAUAUUGCAGUGGCUCUUAUGCCCAGGAGGAACCUGGAGGACAUCGAGGAUGCCAUGGAGAAUCUCAGGCCCGUGCCACCCAUCCUUCAGUGGUACAAGCACCACAAUGACUACAAUUACCGGGAGUCUGCUUCCCUUUAUGUGGAGCACCUGCGCGUCUUCUGGCAGGAACUGCUUAACAACGAGGAGCACGAUGAGGCCAUGUGCCCCCAUGACGCCCUGGAGUACGCCUUCAGGAGGCUGGAUGCGGACAUCUCGCUGGAGGCCCAGGUCCCUCUGGACAGUGACUUGAUGAGGAACACUGCGCUCCAGGUGGCGUUCGCUGGCUCCACAGCUUGCGUGGCUCACGUGGACACUGAGGGGAUCCAUGUGGCCAAUGCAGGGGACUGCCGGGCCGUGCUGGGUGUGCAGGAGGAGGACGGCAGUUGGAGUGCCCUGCCCCUCUCCCGCGACCACAAUGCCCUCAACAAGGCAGAACUGGCACGGGUGCGUUCCCAGCAUCCCAAGGCAGAGGAGGACACAGUGGUGAUGGACGAGCGACUGCUGGGGAUCCUCAUGCCCCUCAGGGCCUUCGGGGACGUACGCUUCAAGUGGAGUCGCGAGCUGCAGCAGAGUGUCCUGGAGAACGGCUGCGACCUGGAGUCUCUCAACAUGUACCAGUACACGCCUCCCAACUACCUCACACCCCCCUACCUGGAGGUAACCCCGGAACUGACCUACCACAAGCUGAGGCCCAAGGACCGCUUCCUUAUCCUGGCAUCAGAUGGGCUGUGGGACAUGCUGGGAAAUGAGGAGGCGGUACGGCUGGUGGCAGAGCACCUGACAGGUGUGCAUCUCCAGGCACCGCUGUCUGCUAGCGAGCGGCAGAUGAGCCUGGGCCAGAUGCACAGGCUGCUGCUCCAGCGGCGGGCCAGGGCAGUGCCUGUCCUCGACCCUAACUCUGCCACACACCUGAUCCGCCAUGCCAUCGGCACAAACGAGUAUGGCGAGAUUGAUCAGGAGCGUCUCUCCACCAUGCUGGCACUGCCUGAGGACCUGGCCAGGAUGUAUCGGGACGAUAUCACCGUCACUAUUGCCUACUUCAACUCCAACCUAAUUAAGCCGCAUGAAACCUAAGAGGAGAUGGGCUGAGCAUUCAUGCAAACAUCACACUCAAAUGCGCCAUUCAGUUUGUUGAGUUAAUUAUCCAAGACGACAUCUGAGUUGUUCUCAUUUCAGGAUAAUUUGUUCAGUCAAAAGUUUAAAGGACUUCUGGACGACGUGAUCUUGCCAAAUUUUAUUCAGAGAAUUCAGUUCAACAAAAAUCCUUUUGUGCCUGGAUAAAUAAAAAUCAUAGAUGACAGCAUAGCAGCAUAACAUGAACAAUUAACGGGGUAUAAAUGAAAUAGGCAAAAUAUUCCCAUGGUAAAAUAAAAGACAGAGACCCUGAGGGUAUCUGUUCAGAGUACAAUCAGAUAGAAGCACAGUGUCCCCACUUGACAAAAAAAGGCAUCAAAAACAGGUUAAACAUCAGCAGUUAUAGCCUAUCAAGGCCCCAGUGCCCUUCCAGUCAACCAAUGAAAUUACUUUUUAGCAUUUUAAACCUUGAGGUGGACCUUCAGAUUAUAUAUUGUCUUGAGGACAGAUAACGCCCAGGACUGUCCGACCUGAAGGAGUUAGAUGGGCUUUGGGACUAAUUAGGAAAAGAGGAACAGGCACAAUGGUGAUGCCACCUCUCAGGUCAUGACAAUCCCAGAUUACCCAUAACUCUUUCAAUAUUGGUAAAGUGAAUUUUGUGUAGCUGUUACUGUCAACUGUUACAUCCUUUGUAUCUUUUAGAUUCCUGUUUUAUCUUGAAGAGCAACU